CAUCUUGUGUGCGUUGCUAUUUACAUUUUACUUACGAUUUACGGCGAUACAUACAACAGAGAGGCGUCUUCUAGAAAUGCCAAAAACAUAAAAUCUUUUAUUUUGCCAUCAAUUUGGAAAGGAAAGCUUGCAAAUCUAUCUAUACAGCUGUCAAUAAAUAUUGCUUAGAGAUGUUCUACGCACACUUUGUCUUGGCCAAGAAGGGCCCUUUGGCCCGAAUUUGGUUGGCCGCCCAUUGGGACAAAAAACUGACUAAGGCACACGUCUUUGAGACAAACAUUGAGAAAUCUGUCGACGGAAUUCUGCAGCCAAAGGUGAAAAUGGCUCUCCGAACAUCUGGCCAUCUUUUGUUGGGUGUCGUCAGAAUUUACUCCCGCAAAGCCAAGUACCUUCUGGCUGACUGCAAUGAAGCUUUUGUCAAGAUUAAGAUGGCUUUUCGUCCUGGCAUGGUUGACUUGCCAGAGGACAACCGAGAAGCCAAUGUAAAUGCCAUCACUUUGCCAGAGGUGUUUCACGACUUUGAGACUGCAAUUCCAGAGCUUAAUGAUGUAGAUAUCCAGGCUCAGUUCAGCUUGAACCAAUCAAGAGCUGAAGAAAUUACCAUGAGGGAGGACUAUGGUUCCAUGGCCUUGGCAACCACUAGUGCUGCGCCAGGAUCAGAAAACUUGGGAGUGGAUGACGAAGGUUUUGGGGAUAUGCUGAGCUUUGAUCGAAACGAAUCUGGCCCAGCAGACCUUCUUAGAGAUGCAUCUGCUGGCGAUCAAGGAAAUUUGCUCUUUAGUGACCACAAUGUCACUGAUCACCGAGCCGAGAAGAGUGUACGACCUUCAACUUCAGCAGCCCCGCAGCCAAUGGACAUUGAUAUUCCCAUCAGGGAUGACGGAUUUGGUGGCAACCUUGGCCAAGAUAUUAUAGGCACUGGACUCUUUGAGGGUGGUCUCUUUGAUGAUGCCCCAUUAGAUGCCCCAGGACUACCUCCCGAAGGGUCGAGCGUACAAGAAGAAGCAGCCAGAGCUGCUGCUGCUGCAGCUGCGUUGGUUGGAGUUUCGAAAGGAGACCUUGGACGUGCUGCUCACUCAGAUGACUCGGAUGACGAUGGGAUGGACUUUGUUGGUGCUCCCUCGCCAAUGGGAGGCCAUAGUGAUGAUGAUGACCCCAGUAGACCUAGUUCUGCCCUCAUCAACGCUGGACUCGGAAUUGGCGGAGCAAACGCUAUUGUAGGAGUACCUGAUUUGGCUCAUCUUGGUCUUCCACCUGAUUUAGGAAGUGAAGCAGACCGAGCUGUUGAUCAAACCACCUUGAUCCACAAUGAAGAGGAGAGUUUUGCGUUGGCACCAGUUGAUACUGCCACCGUAAAGGGACUUUCGAAGGCUAAGAGGAAGAGAAAACUAAUUGUGGACGAAGUUAAAAAUAUAUCUGGAGAGGAAAUGAAAGCACAACUCUCAGACACCUCUGACAUAGUCACAACUUUAGAUCUGGCACCUCCUACAAAGCGGCUCAUGCAUUGGAAGGAGAGUGGCGGUGUUGAGAAGCUAUUUGCCCUGCCAGGAAGGCCCAUUCCGGCCAGGCAGCUCUUCAAGUGCUACUUGCGGCAUCUGACAUCCAAACCAUCAGAAAAUGAAGACUUUGGCACUUUUGGAGACUUGGACCGAGAACUUAUGUUGGAAAAUGUACGUGGAGGGCCGGAAACUUCUAUUCUUGGUCAGAUGGGAGACUUUGGCACGUCAGGCGUGGCUGAAGUUGACCAACCGAAUUCCAUGCUUAUGCCACCUAGGACUCCUGCUACUCCUCAAAAAGGAAGACCUGGCAGGAAACGCAAACUUCCCGAAGAAGAGCCUCUACACCCGCCUAUGAUAUUGGAAACUGCUCAGGCUCCUUUGAUGCCCCCGGUGAUGCCGCCAGACAUGUCAAACCUUUCCAACCUGCUGCCUCCUGAUCACUCCAUGCCCAGUGCAGACCACCUGGGCGUAUCCGUGUUAGGAAACCAACCUCAUUCCACCCCUGCACCAAUGAUGCACCAUGACCCAAGUCUGAAUGACCCUAGUUUGCUGAUGAGUGCCACCCCACACCAAAUGGGAGGUCAUAGUCUGAUGCACACACAGCAGCAACAGAUGCCAGCUAUGGAGAAUUUGGGAUAUGAUCAAAGCCAGGCUCCUCUGAUGGCCAACAUGGGCUAUGACGAUCAGCUGCCACCCGCAGUGACCCCUGGAGGUCAUGGGCCAACAACCCCAUGGCACGAUCUUGACAAUGAAGAAUUUCCGCACAGUGUUGGACCUCCUGAAGAGCAGCAAACGGAUGAGACGUACGAGCAGUAUGAGGAGAGAGUGCUGAACAAGAGGGCGGCCCAUAUGUAUCACAUUUUGAAAAGCAAACUGGACAGCUCGUCACAGAGGCCAAUGUUUUUCUCUGAAAUGACUCACCGCAACAGUCGCAAGCAGGUUGCACAAAAGUUCUACACCUUGUUGGUUCUGAAAAAGUUUGAAGCAAUUGAACUUCACCAAGAAAAGUCUUAUGCUGACAUUGGCAUCACUCCUGGACCAAAGUUUGACAACAACAAUCUUUAAAAGUUGUGAUGGAGAAGGCUAAGUUAUAGACUUGUAUCAUCCUGGUCUCACCUUCAUGACUUUGUUAGUCAUAUUGUAUAUUGUUGCUGUCUAGGAAAUUUUCCAAUCUCUGGGUGCGGCUCCACUAUCACAUUUUUUCUUAUGGGAAAAUGGAAGGGAAUCCUAUAUUUUUCCACGACAGCAACGUUAUGAAUAACAUUGUAAAUUCGAGUUCAUUUAUUUGUAAAUAGAAUACAUUUUGUCUUACAUUAAUAGCCAAUUCACAUAAUAGGAAAGCAUUGUUUUAAUCAGUUUUAAUAUAAUAUAUUGAAAAUUUGAACUGAGGUCGCAUCUAAUAAGAAGAGAAAAUUUAAACUAAAAUGUAUUUAUCGGGAAUUCACCAUUUGAGAAAUCGAAUAACAUUGGUUUUUAUGGCAGCCUCAUCUUAGAAUGAUUGAAUCUUUUCAAUCCUAAGACAUGUUGUACUAGUUGCAAAAUAAAAAAAUAUUGGCGUUGGAAAAAUCUAAAUUGGUUCAGCGUGGGGCUGUAUAGUCAGGCGAUCAAAGAUUUGUAAAGUAGGCAACCAAAGCCAAUUUUGUGAGCUUUUACAAAUGUUUGAUCGCCUGACUACAGCCCCACGCUGAACUUUGAUUUUUCCAACGCCAAUAUUUUUUAUUUUGCAUCUAGUACAACAUGUCUUAGGAUUGAAAAGAUUCAAUCAUUCUAAGAUGAGGCUGCCAUAAGAUCCAAUGUUAUUCGAUUUCUCAAAUGGUGAAUUUCCAUUGAGUACUUUGAAUUAAUUAUAGAUGUAACAAAUUUUUGUAGGUUGUGCAAAGCCAAAGUUUUUGUGAUCCUUUAUAUGUUGGUGUAAGUCAAGACAACUUGACUUUUCAACCAUUGCAGUAAAUUAAUUGAUUUGGCUCUGCACCUUCAUGCAACCUGAAUAUUGAUUAACUCAUUUAACCUUUGAAUGGGUCAUGAUUGAAUGGAUUAUGGAAAAAAAUAGUUAUUUAAAAUAAAUUUUAAGACGUGUAUUAAAUUAUAUAAACAACAAAAGCCACCUUUAAAUUCAAAUCGCUACGAAAACACUGUUUAAUUUGCUAUUCCUAUGUUAUAAAAAUAAACAUGCGAAACAUGCAUUGAAGAAAACAUU
Molecule: messenger RNA, 3696 nt
Organism: Neocloeon triangulifer
Lineage: Eukaryota; Metazoa; Arthropoda; Insecta; Ephemeroptera; Baetidae
Gene: vtd
Product: double-strand-break repair protein rad21-like protein 1
Exons: 9
Coding region: 171-2564 (797 amino acids)
Biological process (GO): replication-born double-strand break repair via sister chromatid exchange; synaptonemal complex assembly; mitotic sister chromatid cohesion
Cellular component (GO): cohesin complex; synaptonemal complex
Molecular function (GO): chromatin binding; protein binding
Source: RefSeq, a predicted model, not a curated record